AUGUGGGAAUUGAGUGAAGGAACGAGGCCGAACUCUUUGGAAAACUGGGAAUCGAACUCCGAUCACACAAAAGGCGAGAUCGAUGGUGCAAGAGGCAGGAUCAUCGCUCUUACCGAUGGGGCAAGAGGCGAGAUCAUCGCUCUUACCGAUGGUGCAAGAGGCGGGAUCAUCGCUCUUACCGAUGGUGCAAGAGGCGAGAUCAUCGCUCUUACCGAUGGUGCAAGAGGCGAGAUCAUCGCUCUUACCGAUGGUGCAAGAGGCGAGAUCAUCGCUCUUACCGAUGGUGCAAGAGGCGGGAUCAUCGCUCUUACCGAUGGUGCAAGAGGCGGGAUCAUCGCUCUUACCGAUGGUGCAAGAGGCGGGACCAUCGCUCUUACCGAUGGUGCAAGAGGCGAGAUCAUCGCUCUUACCGAUGGUGCAAGAGGCGGGACCAUCGCUCUUACCGAUGGUGCAAGAGGCGAGAUCAUCGUUCUUACCGAUGGUGCUAGAGGCGGGACCAUCGCUCUUACCGAUGGUGCUAGAAACGAUAGCAUACGAGGUUUAUGA
Molecule: messenger RNA, 546 nt
Organism: Procambarus clarkii (red swamp crayfish)
Lineage: Eukaryota; Metazoa; Arthropoda; Malacostraca; Decapoda; Cambaridae
Source: RefSeq, a predicted model, not a curated record